CCAAGUGUAAUGUAACCGUCGUGGAAGAUGUUGGUUUGUAACCUGUUGCUGGCUAAAAAUAAAACUGCGUUGUAAAUGUUAGCAAAUUGGUAAACAUUUCCGGAAAAUGAAUAUCUUGUUUGUUUGCGUGGUUUUCGCCUUUUCAUCGGCUUCAGUUUCAGAAACCAUCACCCCUACAACAGGAGAAAAACCAACUGCAAAAGAGAGUUCACCAGUCAUCAUCGACAACGGAGGUCUUAUCCCUCCAUCACCUUCAACUCCUGUCACUGCAACAAAUGUAACAGUCUCAAAAAAUCCAAGUCCUGAGGUGGUUGCAAAAGGUCUGCCUCUGUUGCCUGGUCCUCAAAUAAUCUCAGAGAAAGAUGAUGUUGAACUAAACAAGAAGGUCCAAGAUGGCACAGAAAACAGCAAAUCUGAUGAUGCUGAAAUUGAUGAGGAGGCAGGUGAUGAUGAUGACGAUGAUGAAGAAGAUGAUGACAUUGUGGAUGAUGAUGGAAAGACAGAACUCAAAAGCUCUGAUAGAGGAAUGAUGACAGGCAAUGAACAAUGGGAGAAAUACGAGUCUGAAAAGGGAAAGCCUGGUGAUGAGGAUGAUAAAGAGAAGAGUGAUUAUAAAGUGAAGGAUGAUGAUUCUAAGGGCAGUGAUGUAUUUCAGCCAGGUUCAGAAAUGGAAGCAACUUUUCCUGAGUUCAGAGGAUCCAAUUCGCUGGCCAGAACAACUACAAUGGAGCCUUUGGAAACCACUGAUUUUGAUAUGUUUGAAUAUGAAGAUAGUAAAAACAGUGAUGAAGUAAUUGGUUUUGAGGAGGAGGAUGAUGAUAAAGAUGAUGAUGAUGAGGAUUCAAACAUAGAUAUGCAUGAGCUGCAGAAUCAGGAACUGCUUCCUGUUGGUGAUCAAGAUGUGACUGAUAACCCAAUUGGUGAUUUUGAAGAAAAUGGCGCAUACAAUUUUGAUGAUGAUGAUGACUUUGAAGUAGAUGAUGGUGAACUGUCCAAACACACAGAGUCAGACACCAAAGAAUUUGGCAAGCAAGAGAAAUCAGGUCAUGGGGCAUCUGUGGAAGUCAUUAAAGAAUCGAGCACUAACUUCAAGUUCAGUGUAGGUCUGUUCAUCAUCGUGGUGGUCACUGUGAUAGCCUUGUUCAUCUACUGGAAUUGGAACACGGUGGAGCGCUUCAUCCUGUUGCGAAGACUGACGCCAGGCAGAAGGAGGGCCAGGGGAGCUGACGAGGAGAAACUGUUGGGGCCCGAGACCGCCUAGACCCCUGCAUCAACGUAGGCCUUGCGUGGGGGUGUAUGUGGCAGAGUUAGUCCAAAAGUGAAAAGUUCUGUAAGAGACUAAACAUAAGAACAUGUUAUUUAUAUUAUAAGUUAAAGUUUUAAUUGCAGAUCCUUAUUUAUGGACUUUUCUCUAGUAUCACUGGUGUAGGACUCUGAUUUCAGCAAUCAGAAUUAUCACUUCAAGUUACGUGUAAUAUUGUAACACCAUGUUUCAUUUAUAAAGAUUUUUCUACAAAGAAUUUUGGCAUAAAAUACGUAAAUUGUCUCUAGAACAUUAUAAUUACCGGUAAAACUUCAACAAUUUACAUCUUUGGAUAGACUUGUUAUAACGGAUUAAAGAACUUUCCAGUAAUUGGGGUCUGUCAUUUUCUUUAGGAAUUAAAAAAAUAAAAAUAAAUAAAUCUGACUACUUAGUAUUUUUUGGUGUUUUACAGGGCUUUCCUAAGACCUCAAAUCUCAAGAGAUAAAUUUGGUCCGAAGAGUUAUUGACUCUUGAGAUUUGAGGUCUAAGGAAAGCCCUGUAUAUGUUUGAUGUAGUUCUCACUUUCAGUAAAAACGUUAACUUUAAUCAUUGUUUAUCUUUUUGGAGACUUGUUUAUAUUUGUUAAAAUCAGUUUGUUUGUUUUUUUGAUAAAACUUUGUCUAGUCUUUAAAGGCCAGCAUGUUGUUUUUAAAUAUCGUUUAUUAGAUCAUGUUAAAUCUGCAUGCUUUAGAAAGGUUUUAUUGUAUUUGGGAUCUUGAUUGUAAAUGCCUUGAAACUUUAGAACUAGGGCACUAUUAACACUGUCUUUUGUUGUAGUGUUUUUCCUUGAAGCUGUAUGGGGACAUUGCUUUAUACAUAUAUAUGAUUUUAAUACUUUAUGCAUAUAUAUCAUAUAGAUAAUAGGGACGACAGAAAAAAAUAAAUCACCAAUGGCUUUAACUUAACAAGUUAGUAUAAUCAUUGAGAGAAAAUUAUGUUAGUUUUUCAGUGACAUUGUAUCAGCUUUAAUGUAUAUUCUAUUGCUUUAGUUAGAAUCCAUUUAUGCCUAGCAUCUAGAAAAAAAGGCCUUGGCAAACAGCGUAGACCCAGAUGAGAAAUAAGUAUACUAGACAUCCCUAAUUUUGGAAAUAAAUUGAUCCAAUUUUGAAGGAUGGGAGAGUCCACUAGGCAUAAAUGGGUUAAUUGUGGACUUGUUCAUAGUUUUGGGAAAUUUCUUGGUGUAUUGUUUUCUAUGUGCCAGAAGCUAAGAUGCUACAUCUUAAGUAUCUGCUUUAAUGUUUUAUGUGCUUCAUUUUGUAUCAAUGAACAAAGGUUUGUGCAGUAUUAUGUUUGAUGAACAAAAUAUCCAUCUUUUUUAUAGAAAAUAUGUUCUUGUUAAACCAGACAAUCAGUAAUAUCAAAACACAUUUUGUUUUUGUAUUUUAAGAAUAAUUUGAGAUUAAUGGGUGAGUGUUAGUGAUAUUGAUAUGUCUAAUUAAUGCAUUCCCAUUCUAUAUGUGCCUGUUUAAAAAAAGGGGGGUGUAUGAUGGAAUCACUUUUGACGUUUGGCGUUUGUGUGCCGUCCAAAUGAAUAAUUUCUGCACAGUUACUAAAAUAGCAUUGAAAUGCAAAAAAAAACUUUGUAAUGAUUUUAAUGGUCAUAAAAUCUCUGCCAUGCUUGAUAUGCAGCCAGAUCACAUUAAGCCUUGUGUCAGUUGCCAUGUAUCUUGUUGUAUCCAUUAUUAUUAGUUCUGUGCUAACUCUCAUGUGAUUAUUUAUGCAAGAAAAUUGAUAUGAAAAACAGUCUUAACCAGAUUUUUAAAUUGCGUAUUUUUGACAUGUUUGCACGCUUAAUGAGUACAGGGUAUUGAUUCUUAUGUACACAAAAUUGGUAAAAUUGAUUUGUUUUUUUAUUCAGUAUUUUGUGUUUUGUUAUUGUAACCGCAAAUCAACAUCAGCAGCAUUUGUCACAUCUUUAUUAAUUCAGUCUAGUUUGCAAAUAAGGCUGUUUUAUUCUAAAAUAGAAAAGACAAUUUAUAAACACAAAAAUGUACUCCGUUAUUUUAACAACUGCCCUAGAAAGCAAUGUCUACUAUGGAUUAAUUUCAUAGAUUUUAAAUUUUGUUUCUUAUUUGUUGUUAAUUUGAAAUCCAAUAAAUAGUAUUUACUUAUUUUGGUCACAUUUGAAAUUUUUUGUAUAGGAUUUAGAUUUGUAUUUUUUCUUUUACAUUUGUAAUUAUUAAUCUGGAAUGAAUACUGUGUUUUUAUAUCCCCCACCACUAUAGUGGGGGACAUAUUGUUUUUGCCCUGUCUGUUGGUUGGUUGGUUGGUUUGUGUGUUUGUUUGCUCCAACUUUAACAUUUUGCCAUAACUUGUGCGAUAUUGAACUUCAUAUUCGGCAUGCAUGUGUAUCUCAUGGAGCUGCACAUUUUGGGUGGUGAAAGGUCAAGGUCAUCCUUCAAGGUCAAAGGUCACAUAUAUAGUUUAAAGCGGCGCAGAAGGGGACAUAGUGUUUCUGACAAACACAUAUCUUGUUGUUUCUGUUUUUUUAUUAGAUGCUGUGAUAGGAGAUAAGAUCUUUAAAGCUGCAUGUAUUGUGUAGUUGUGCUUGUAAAAAAGAUUUGGCAUUGAACAUUCAUACUGAUAAAAGUUUUACUGCAAUUUGAUGGGUUCUUUCAUACUAUAAAGGCAAUUACGAAUUUUUUGAGACACUUAAAUAAACCAAUGAAUAUGUUUGGUAAUAUUUUGGCUAUAAUUAUAGUUGAGUAAUUGCAAGAAAUUGCAAACAACAUUUUACUAAACAAUUCAAAAGACUGUACAAAUAAUUAAAUACUUAUACUUAUAUUUUUAUUAUAAGGAAUGCAUUUUUUUGGAAAACACAAUUUGAUUUUUGUUUACAGACUUUGUGUACAGUAGUCCAAACACGGACCAUUUCAAUUGUUUAUACCGAUACUUGAAAUGUACACGUUUUGUGUAGAUUGUACUAGUUCGUUUUUUUAUCAUAUACUCGUUUACACUGUACUAUACUCGUUUACAAUGUACUAAAAAGAUUCUUAGUUAAACGCUUUUGUAAACAACUUAUUUUAAGCACGCCAUUUUUGUAUAUCGAGUAUUUAGGUCAAAAGCAUUGUAUCUGGGAUCGAAAUGGUAAAGGAAAAGACAGUUUCACUCUGAACCCUUGAUGCUUCAUUGGUAUUUCUUUGUACACGGUAUGUAAACGUUGCAUGUAGUUGUAGAUUACUGUACAUAUUGGUUUCAAUAAAAAUAUGUGUACAA
This is a messenger RNA of Dreissena polymorpha, 4519 nucleotides long. RefSeq names its product protein PFC0760c-like. The transcript is spliced from 5 exons. The record is from RefSeq and is a predicted model, not a curated record. Bases 107 to 1261 code for a protein of 384 amino acids. Lineage: Eukaryota; Metazoa; Mollusca; Bivalvia; Myida; Dreissenidae.